AUGGUGCUCCGACGACCACAUCGGAAAUCCCGCCACGGCUGCGUGGAAUGCAAGAGGCGACGAGUGAAGUGCGACGAGGCCCGCCCAUCCUGCACCAACUGCGCCAAGCGCCAUUCCGAAUGUGAGUACGGCUCAUCAACAUCGCUCCUGUGGUCAAAUGACGACGACACCGAUUUCGCCUCAAGCGCAGGCGCAAGCGCAAGCGCAAGUACUGGCGCAGUGCCAGGCGCACCCGACUCCACUGAAAAUUCAAACCCUCUCAACCUCCACGAUCUGGAGCUCAUGAUGCAAUGGUGUAACUCGACGUUCCGGACGCUGUCGCGCGACGAGCGCACAGAUCCCAUCUGGCGAAAUAUCGUCCCGGAAGAAGCCCUCGCCCACCCGUUCUUGAUGCAUGGGAUUCUGGCGCUGUCGUCGCUGCAUCUUGCGCGCGUGGGCGCUGAUACGUCGCGGCGCACCUCAUACCUCAACCGUGCAGUUGCGCAUCAGAAUCAAGCGCUGGCGCUGUUUCGCGGCUUGUUGGGCGAUGUCAAUGAGGGGAAUGCGAAGGCUAUGUUUGCUUUUGCAGGGAUUGUGGUUAUCUACACUUUUGCAUUCCCGAAUACGCCUGAUGAGCAGGAUCAUUGGGCUUGUGUCGAUGAUUUGUAUCAGGUCCUUGUUUUGACUCGUGGUGUCCAGCAGGUUAUUUAUUCGCCUAGGGAUUUUCGGGAUUUUUUGUGGAACAGUGAUUUCGGUCCUAUCUUGCAAAUUGAGGAGGUGACUGGUAUAAUCCCUGAUGAGGCGGUCAUUGCUUUACGGAGAUUGCAUGAGGCCAAUGGGAACUCUGAUCACGACUUUCAGGUCUAUAAAGGGGCUAUCGAAAAUCUGCAGGAAAUGUUGAGUUGGGUUUAUGGUGGGAUGAGAGCGAACACGAUUGCCGGUCGAUGGGCGAUUAAAUUGCCCGGUAGAUUUAUGGAAUUGCUGCGUGAACGCGAACCCUUGGCCCUCGUCAUGUUAGCGCAUUAUGGCGUGCUUUUGAAUUGUCUUCAGCAUCGCUGGUGUUUUGAUGAAUGGUGUGUUCGUCUCGCCAAGGCCGUGUGGGCCAUUCUGGAUGACCAGUGGAAGCCUCUUGUUCACUGGGCUAUGACAGAGAUUCUCGGUGAAAAUUAUCGGGAGCUUGUGAUUUGA
Molecule: messenger RNA, 1167 nt
Organism: Penicillium soppii
Lineage: Eukaryota; Fungi; Ascomycota; Eurotiomycetes; Eurotiales; Aspergillaceae
Product: Zn(II)2Cys6 transcription factor domain-containing protein
Exons: 2
Coding region: 1-1167 (388 amino acids)
Biological process (GO): regulation of transcription by RNA polymerase II
Molecular function (GO): zinc ion binding; DNA-binding transcription activator activity, RNA polymerase II-specific
Source: RefSeq, a predicted model, not a curated record